Molecule: messenger RNA, 3284 nt
Organism: Anarrhichthys ocellatus (wolf-eel)
Lineage: Eukaryota; Metazoa; Chordata; Actinopteri; Perciformes; Anarhichadidae
Product: arachidonate 12-lipoxygenase, 12S-type-like
Exons: 6
Coding region: 674-1501 (275 amino acids)
Biological process (GO): lipid oxidation
Molecular function (GO): oxidoreductase activity, acting on single donors with incorporation of molecular oxygen, incorporation of two atoms of oxygen; iron ion binding
Source: RefSeq, a predicted model, not a curated record
UUCGGGCAAAUAUGACAGAAAGUUGUUUUCAUAAAAGUUACCAACUGCAGCUUUAAUGUACAUCAAAUGCAGAGAGAACCAGACUUUUUAUUUAAGACCUUUAUUUAUAAUAUCCCUUGUUCUGUGGUGAAGACAAACUCAACACUUCUUCCUAUUUACCUGCUGUCUGAAUUAAUUCAUAGAUUCCCAUAUCACUAAUUAUAUCAGUACAAUAACAGAGUCAUGUCAUACUCACCACUGCUUAAAACAGAUAUUGUUGUUAUCCACUAAUUGGUUCCUGUCUCUUCCACUUUGUCAUUUUUUUGAUUGCUGUUAAGUUAAUGAAACUCAACACACCCUGCAGAGAUGUUUCACAAUAAAAGACCACCAGUGGCUCAUAAUCCCUCACUUUUAAUAGAAAGCUUUCAAUUUGAAAUAUCUGCAGGAAGUGCUGAGUUUCACGAAUGAUAACGUGAUAACAAUUUAAAAAAAGUAAAAGUAGAAGCAACCGGAAAUAAUUAGUGAAUGAAAACAAUGCUUGUGUUAAAAAGAGAAGGGGACAUGACUGUCGUGUUGUUAUUGCUGAGGAAUUACCUUUACUUUACCUUUACCUUUUUCCAGACCUUGAUUAGUAACAGUUCAGCUGUUGGUGCUUUCAUUUGAGACUCUGUUCUGUGUCUUCCCGCUGCAGCUCAUGGCCCCUCAUCUGCGUUACACUCUAGAGAUCAACUGUAGAGGGCGCACUCAGCUCCUCUCGUCCACUGGCAUCUUCAAAAGGGUUGUGUCUACGGGUGGUGAUGGCCUGGUGAUUCUGGCUCAGAGGGAGUACAAGGGCCUGACCUACCGCUCCCUCCAGCCUCCCAAUGACUUCCCCGACAGAGGCGUCUCCCAGCUCCCAAACUAUUUCUACAGAGACCACAGUCUGAUGCUGUGGGAGGCCAUACUCAGUUUUGUCUCAGGUAUGGUAGGCCUGUACUACCAGUCAGACCAUGAUGUGCAGGAGGACCUGGAGCUCCAAGCCUGGAUUAGAGACAUAUCACUGGAAGGCUUCGCAGAACUCCCCAAGUUUGGUCUGCCCAGUAAGCUCAGCACCAGAGAGGAACUCUCCACCCUGCUGUCAGUGGCCAUCUUCAUCAGUACCGCCCAGCACGCUGCCACUAACAACGGACAGUUUGACUGGUGUGCCUGGGUCCCCAACACCCCCUGCACCAUGAGACUCCCUCACCCAACAGACAAGGAUGCUGUCACCAUGGAGAUGAUCAUGGCCACCCUUCCUGAUGUCAGCCAGUCCUGUGUGCAGAUGGCUAUCACAUGGCAUCUGGGGCGAGCACAGCCAGACGCAAUUCCAUUGGGCCAAUACACAGUGGAGCACUUCACGGAGGGGCGGGCCCAGGAGGUGAUUGACAGGUUCACAGCAGAGCUGAAGGAAAUUGAGAAGCACAUCAUGAGUCAGAAUGAAGGACUGGAGCUUCAGUACCUGUUCCUCCUGCCCAGCCAAAUAGAGAACAGCAUCACUAUAUAAAGAGACUAACAGACUACAAGAUUAUUGCAGAAAAAGAUUCUAAUUACAUCUGCUGUGAUUUAUGGAGGCCCUGAGAGGCAAGUGAGACCUUUGCACACUGUAAAUGGAUCCCUCGUUUAUUUUGUGGGAUUAAUUUGCACAUCAAAAUAUAUUUUUUAACUGUUUUGAGCUUUCUGACAGGCCACAAAAUAUUAUGGGGCGACACAAUUUUCUUAUGGAGCGAGGUCGUUUAUUUCUGAGCUUUCGCACUAAAGGCGUCGACCAAUCCCGUUGUGCGGAACAGACAUGUUCAAUACGUCCACUAUAGUGUUCAACAACAUAAAGGCUCUGUGGUCCGAACCAAGAUGACAAACUUUAUUACUACUUUCAACCUUGACAAAGGCAGUGCAGACCAGAUCCACUUCUUUUGCUCUUACUUAUCACAAUAAAAGCCCUGGACACAUACAUUACACAUUCGUAAGUGUUUACCAGAGGGAGCUCAAAUUCAGUCAGAGCAUUGUGCUUAAAGGAAACUCAUGAAAAUAUGUUGCAGUAGCUUCAGGCUAAACAACAGUUCAGACGCUGCCUGCAUGAAUCUAUUCAAAUCUUUUAUGUAAAAGUGUUGCCAAAUCGCUGCCGGUAUGAAUAGUUUUGAUGCAAAAUAUUUGUCGCCGAGUAUUUAGCAUUUUCGUGUUGUUUAUUUGUCACAGCUCCAGUGUGUAAAGGCCUGGAGACUGAUCUCAAAUGUUUUCUCUCCUAUGUGUAUAAAUUAAGAACAGGUGGAAAAUAGAUCAUUUUAGUUAGUUUUUCAUCUGUGAAGACAGGUGAAAAAAAAAAGCAUUCAUGUUGUCUUCCAGGCGAGUUCUAAUUUACUUACUAACACAGUAACUCCACAGCACUCCAAGCUUGUGUUUGGAGUGCAUGGAGAAACUAAAACAUGAACGCUUCUAGUCCUUUUUAGGUAGUGGUGCACUUCAGCCUCUUGUGGCCGAAGUGAGUACUACACUAAUAUUGUAAUAAUAUUAAAAAACAAAUAGCCUACCGAACCUUUAAAAAAAAAAAAAAAAAAAAAGUUUCACUUACCUUUCGGAGCUUCCUUAACGAUUCAAUGUUGUAAAAACACAGAAAAAAUGUGAGAAAGCUAAGUAGGGAAAAAAUACAUACAUUUCUAUGAAUAUUAGACCAUUUAUGUUUUUUAUGACAUGUUAAAAUGAUCAGCCAGUGUGUCUGAAUGUCUACCAGAGGCAGUUGGGUUGUGUGUCAGCCACAUCAACACCAUGGUCACCACAUCCAACGUGGCAUUUUUUACCAAAUUGUGCUCAUAAUUGAAGCAUGAAACAUACCAUUGAGUGGAAUGCUGGAGACGUAGAGUUGUUUCUGUCUCUGAAAACGCUGCAUCGGGUGGUCGAUGGGGAAGGGGUCAAAGGUCGUGGACCAGGAGUCGGUGGUCAGUCGAAAGGCCAAGGAGGAAAUUUACCACGUUGAGCUAAGCUAUUUUUGUCAGUGCGCUUUUGAUUUUAUUCUAUAGCCAAUAUUUUCAUCUUUAAGUAUUUACCACAUUUUUGUAUAUUUUAUAUUCUGGUAAUUACGGCGACAGUUGUUGAUGUGUUGAAAAGCUAGAAAGUCAUGAAGCAAGUUAACUUUGAAGAAGUGAAACAUCGGAGCUGGUGGGAAAUAAACAGUCAAAUGAAGCUGACUCAGGUCUCAACAUACCUUUAAUGUUUGAAAUGGAUGCUGGACAUUACAAUAAGGACAAGCUUCAGAAUAUGAUUUCAAGCCGACAGAAAUAAAUAACUUGAUAUGA